This is a messenger RNA of Pocillopora verrucosa, 1653 nucleotides long. RefSeq lists its product as uncharacterized. The record is from RefSeq and is a predicted model, not a curated record. Lineage: Eukaryota; Metazoa; Cnidaria; Anthozoa; Scleractinia; Pocilloporidae.
CAGUACGGUGUGAGAUUUAACACCGUAUUCCUCUUUAAUUUUUCACCAUUAGCGUACCAUUUUCCUCGAGAAUGAAAAGCUGUUUGCGCGGAUCUAUUUUAAAGACUGGUGGUAUGUCUUGAUAGAAAAAAAAUUCAAUUCAUUUUUGGCGAAAUCUGGCGUUGUCACCGGCUCUGCAAUAGUGUUACACUUGAAAUCUUCAGGAUUCAUUUGCUAUAGCAUCGUGGAAUUAUGUUUCAACCAAAGAAAACAGAAGAAGUUGAAAGUGACUCUGACUGGGACAGCCUUCCUGGAGAUGUCCAAGAACCAACCUCUAGCCCUGAUUCAACUCCCAGACACCAACCAGCCCCUCCACCUCAUUCUCCAAAGGGGCAUGUUUCUCAGAAGAGACCUCAGAUUAAGUCACAGGCAGCAACCCCAGAGAAAAACUCAAUAACUAAUUCACCAGUAACACAGCCCAUAUCCAAACCUGGGACACCUGCAUCAAACAGACCAAGUCAGCUAUAUGGUAAACCUGGAAUUACCACCUUUGUCGACAGGAGCUUGAAUGCUGACAGUGGCUUGGAGAAUCGUCAGAACAAGGAGCUGAGCCCAGAUAUGAAUGAGAAUAGAUUGCAGCAAGACAGACUGGGAAGACAAAAUGAAGGAAUCCAUUUAGAAAUGAAUGAAGUGGAUCAUUAUGGACAUAAUCCACCAUUUACAGAUUUUCAAGCCAAUCUCCCUAAACAAAAUGCUGGAAAACUUACACAAAGUGAGAAACCUAAGGUGGGAAAAGUCAAGUCAUCUUAUUUGACAACCAAGCAAGCAAAUCAUGGGAACCAUUCUUGGGAUUCUGACAGUGAACAAGAGCAAGAACUUGUGUCACAUAGCAGAGAACCAUUGACACCCCGCCAAAAAAAUUCCAAAGCAGAUAACCAUGAAGAAAAAAUUGUACACCCAGAACAUGAAACAGCCAUAGUAGAGAAUCAUGACAAGGUUCUGAGUUUAGAAACAUGCUGUGUGCCUCUGGAAAGUGAAAGAAAAAUAAGUGGGUGUUCAUAUUAUUUUGAUCACGGUCACAACCAUCAUCUUGAUGUUAGACCAGAAUGGAAAGAAGCUUACAUGAAAGGAGUAGCAGACAGAUCUGAAAAAUGGCUUCACUAUUUCUGGCAGGAGUUUUUCAGUGCAGUUCGCAUCAUCACUGACUUUGCAUUUAUCUUUGUAUUGGAACUAUUACGGUUUGUCUUCCACUAUGUUUUGCUCCGCAUACUUGGGGGAAUCAUCAUUGUGGUUGGAGAUCAUUUCUUAAAACCAUACUUGGCUCUGGUUUUUAACCGCAUUAUUCAACCUACCUUGAUUUUCACACGGAAUGUUUUAACUGGCAUUAGAAACCUUUUACAACCAUUAAUGGACAUCAGUAGUGUCUUUAUCGCACAGCUGGGUUCCUUACUGAGGGCAUUUAGGCUGUUUGAACUUAACUGGAAACCAGUGUAUGAAAGAGGACAAAAGCAUGAUGUCCAUGUAUUGUAGUUACUGCUGAUGAUGAGAGCAAACUGAAAGGAUCAGGGAGCUAGGCUCAGCUGUUAAGGAUGUUGAGCAGAUUUGUUGUGUUCGAGCACAUUGUGCCUAAAAAUUUAUUUUACUUUGUUUAUUAAAUUUUAAACCAUUUUACUC